Molecule: messenger RNA, 327 nt
Organism: Staurois parvus
Lineage: Eukaryota; Metazoa; Chordata; Amphibia; Anura; Ranidae
Source: the annotation of a GenBank genome assembly
UCUCGGGCCCCGGGCGGGGGCGGCGGGCCCGCCGACCCCCAGGCGGAGCGACAGGUCUUGGCCCUCAGGGGGAGGGGGGGGGCGCCGGCCCCCCAGGAGGAGCGAAAAGGUCUCGGGCCCUCAGGGGGGGGGGCCGGGGCGGCGCCGGACCCCCAGGUGGAGCGACAGGUCUCGGGCCCUCAGGCGGAGCGGCGGGCGCGGACCUCCAGGCGGAGCGACAGGUCUCGGGCCCAUAGGCGGAUUGCAGAGGGCGACGGACCCCCAGGAGGAGCGACAGGUCUCGGGCCAUCAGGCGGAGCGGCGGGCGCCGGACCCCAAGGUGGAGCG